Phascolarctos cinereus (koala) is the source of this 899-nucleotide messenger RNA. It is a transcript of the gene MRPS18B, whose product is annotated as mitochondrial ribosomal protein S18B. Gene Ontology annotation, biological process: mitochondrial translation. The record is from RefSeq and is a predicted model, not a curated record. NCBI's taxonomy places the organism in Eukaryota, Metazoa, Chordata, Mammalia, Diprotodontia, Phascolarctidae. Gene Ontology annotation, molecular function: structural constituent of ribosome. Gene Ontology annotation, cellular component: ribosome; mitochondrion.
AGCCUGCUUACAGACAUGCGCAGCUUCUUCUGGUCCCCUCUCCUCCGUUCGCCGUACACCAAGAUGGCGACCUCUCUUCUAACGCUUCUGCUUAGGCGGCUCUCGGGCCUCACACCUGUCAGAGGUGUCCACUGGGUGCAGGCUACUCCUCGGGCACUAUGCACCAAAGCUUUCCCUGAGGAAGAAUCCUCCGUUCCUGUCUCCCCCUAUCAGGAUGCUCCCUGGGAAUAUCUGGAGACAGAAGAAUACCUAGCUCGAUAUGGCUCCCGUCCAGUCUGGGCUGACUAUCGACGAAACUACAAAGGUGGCGUCCCACCACAGCGAACCCGUAAGACAUGCAUUCGAGGAAACAAAGUUGCUGGGAAUCCUUGCCCCAUCUGCCGGGAUCGGAAGCUCCAUGUGGACUUUAGAAACGUGAAGCUCUUGGAGCAGUUUGUCUGUGCUUACACAGGUGUCAUCUUCCAUGCUCCAUACACAGGUGUCUGUAUGAAGCAGCAUAAGAAGCUGACAGAGGCCAUCCUGAAGGCCAGAGACCAUGGUUUUCUCAGGUACCACAUCCCACUGGUACAGCCACGAGAUACUGAUUUCAGCAACUCCCAUGGGGCUGUGGGCAGUACCCCAGUGGCUCCUGCCUUAGCUGCAGGUACCUCCUGGUAUCCAUGGUACAACUGGCAGCAGCCACCUGAGAGAGAGCUGGCCCGUCUUCGACGUCUAUAUCAAGGCCAUCUUAAGGAAGAGAGUGGACCCCCACCAGAGAUGAUGCCCAUAGUUCCAUCUCAAACUAAUAUUCUCACUGAGGGAGAGGAAUCCAGGAGGGUCCAGUAGAAAGGAAGUGAUAGAUGUUCUCUGUGGUGCUCCAAAGCUUAAGGGAUGGCUGUUAGAAAGUCCUGAUGCCUAAA